AUGGAUUUUCAAAAUGGAGAUAAUGUUGCUUCCAAUUUGCUUAAAGCUCAAAGCCAAAUAUGGAAUCACAUUUUCAACUUCAUCAAUUCCAUGUCACUUAAAUGUGUUGUUGAUUUAGGCAUACCAGAUAUCAUACACAACUAUGGCAAACCCAUGUCACUCUCAAAACUCAUUUCUUCCCUACCAAUCCAUCCAUCAAAAAAACCUAACAUUUAUCACUUGAUGCGAAUCAUGACUCAUUCUGGUUUUUUCUUUCAACAAAAUUUAACAGAGAACGAAUUAGAAGUUGAGUAUAUGUUAACUGAUGUAUCUAGAUUAUUACUUAAGGACAACCCAAUGAGUGUGACACCAUUUGUCCACGCGAUGCUCAGCCCGAUUAUGACAAAUCCAUGGCAUCAAAUGUCUACUUGGUUAAAAAAUGAUGAUUCUUCAGCAUUUGAAACGACACAUGGGAGGUUUUUUUGGGAUUAUGCUGCUCAUGACCCAAUAUUUAACCGUUUAUUCAAUGACUCCAUGGCAAGUGAUGCUCGAUUAGUGGCGGAUUUGUUGAUUGAGAAGUGCAAGGAAGUGUUCUAUGGACUGGAGUCAUUGGUUGAUGUUGCAGGAGGCACAGGGACCAUGGCAAAGGCCAUUGCCAAUUCAUUUCCACAAUUAAAAUGCACUGUUUUUGAUCUUCCACAUGUUGUUGAUGGCUUAAAAGGAAGUGACAACCUAACCUAUGUUGGUGGAGAUAUGUUUCAAGAAAUUCCUCCAACUGAUGCCAUUUUAUUGAAGUGGAUUUUGCAUGACUGGAGUGACGAAGAAUGCAUAAAGAUAUUAAAGAAAUGCAAGGAAUCUCUGAAGAAGAAAGGUAAAGAAGGGAAGGUGAUUGUCAUAGAUAUGGUGUUGGACAAUCAAAAUGGAAUCAGUAACGAAUCAGUUGAAACACAACUCUUCUUUGAUAUGUUGAUGAUGGUAAUAGUUAAGGGAAAAGAGAGAAAAGAGAAAGAAUGGGUCAAGUUAAUUUUAUCUGCCGGUUUUAAUGACUAUAAAAUAACCCCUAUUUUAGGCUUAAGGUCAGUCAUUGAGAUCUAUCGUUAA
Molecule: messenger RNA, 1080 nt
Organism: Vicia villosa (hairy vetch)
Lineage: Eukaryota; Viridiplantae; Streptophyta; Magnoliopsida; Fabales; Fabaceae
Product: probable O-methyltransferase 3
Exons: 2
Coding region: 1-1080 (359 amino acids)
Biological process (GO): methylation
Molecular function (GO): protein dimerization activity; S-adenosylmethionine-dependent methyltransferase activity; O-methyltransferase activity
Source: RefSeq, a predicted model, not a curated record